Molecule: messenger RNA, 1495 nt
Organism: Hippocampus zosterae (dwarf seahorse)
Lineage: Eukaryota; Metazoa; Chordata; Actinopteri; Syngnathiformes; Syngnathidae
Product: myelin proteolipid protein-like
Biological process (GO): axon development; central nervous system myelination
Cellular component (GO): plasma membrane; myelin sheath
Molecular function (GO): structural constituent of myelin sheath
Source: RefSeq, a predicted model, not a curated record
CGUUUCUAAUCCAUGGUAAAAAGUGAUUUAAUGUGACGGCAAGCCUUUGAGAUAAUCAUGUCAUAUUAAAGGAAACAACGUUCCCAUUUUCAUGGGGUGCAAGUCGAGACUUUGGGCGCACUAAGCGUCUUCGCGAAAAUAACGCAAUCUGUGACCAAAUCGGCCUCUUCGUGAUUAACACCACCCCCCUGCCUUUGGAGCUCGUUGAAAGGCGGCAUUGUCGCUUUAAGAUUGUUGUCACAAUCGCCGAUGGCUCUGUCCGUUGUCGGAGUGAGCUGGAUUGAUAACCGAAUUGGCGGCGCAUAUCAGCGGUGCAGCUGCAGAGCACGACACAAUCCACGUUCUCAACGCAUCUGGGCAGGCAUGGGUUGCUUUGAGUGCUGUAUGCGUUGCCUGGGCGGGAUCCCGUACUGCUCUCUGGUCGCCACGCUGCUCUGCUUCUCUGGCAUCGCCCUCUUCUGUGGAUGCGGACACCAGGCGCUCACAGAGACCGAAAGGCUCAUCGAGACCUACUUCGCCCGUAACAUGCAGGAUUACAUCACCCUUGCUUACAUCAUUCAGUAUUUCCAGUACGUCAUCUACGGUUUGGCCUCAUUUUUCUUCCUCUACUGCAUCAUGCUGCUGGCGGAAGGCUUCUACACCACCAGCGUCGCCAACCAAACCUUCGGGGAGUUCCGAAGCACGAUGUGCGGCCGCUGCCUCAGUUCCACGUUUAUAGUGAUGACUUACGUGCUGUCUCUGCUGUGGCUCUUGGUGUUCGCCUUGUCCACUCUGCCCGUCUAUUUCUUCUACAACAUGGGGGCCACCUGUCGCACCAUCGACAUCCUGACCGAGACCCCGGCGAGCAUCAACCAGCUGUGUGUGGAUGCACGGCAAUAUGGGCUCCUGCCGUGGAACGCCGUGCCGGGAAAAGCUUGCGGAAUAACUCUGUCCACCGUUUGCAAGACCAGAGAGUACCGAAUAACCUACGACCUCUACAUCGCCGCCUUUGUCGGCGCAGGCAUCACCCUCAUGGCUCUGGUGCACUCCUCCGUGCAGUUGGCCAUGAACCAGGAGAACCUGGGAAGGCUGCGGCGCAGAGCCGAGAAGGGAGGCUACGACCUGUACAGCCAGCUGCUGCGGGAUCGAGGAGGCACGCUUUGCUCCCCCUACCCUGCAAAUUUAUCCCACCGUUCCUGACAGGGUUUUCUAUUGUAAUUCGUCACAAUCGUUACCCAAGAUUCCCUUCAUUAUUUUAUGUUUUCAUGGGACAUUGGCUAUUUUGUGUUUGCGUACCGGGCUCAAUGGCCCUAAUCGCUUGUUGGUUGUGUUUGAACUGAGCAGCUAUAUGUUACUAUCUCGUGCCACUUUUCUGUUGGCUUCCUCGAACGUGCCCGUAUUUGGUUCUUUCAUAGUACAACGUGGGGAGAAUUCCAAUUUGUGUGGUGAAUCCCACGUGUGAGAUUUAGGGAAGGGAAAAAUAAAACUGCAAUCAUGCACUACAAGGACAAUAGAA